This is a messenger RNA of Tarenaya hassleriana, 3535 nucleotides long. RefSeq names its product FT-interacting protein 1-like. Lineage: Eukaryota; Viridiplantae; Streptophyta; Magnoliopsida; Brassicales; Cleomaceae. The record is from RefSeq and is a predicted model, not a curated record. The coding region runs from base 333 to 3344 and encodes 1003 amino acids. The transcript has 2 exons.
ACAAUCAUGUCUGUUAAUUUUAACUGUCCUUUACAACAGAAAAGGUAAAUUAUAAUUUUAAAUGAUUGUGAUAAAGAAAAAAAAAGUCCAAAAUGGACUAAUGACGUCUUCCUCUUGCCUUCUCUCUCUCCCCCAAAGGUUUUUCUCCUGUUUGAAUUUGAAACACAUCAUAAGUUCCUGUUAUUACAUCAAAAUAAUAAUGAGAGAGAGAAACGAUAGUCUCAUUUCCUCUGUUUCGGGUUCCAUCGUUCAUCUCUCUUCAUAAUUGCAGCCAUCUUCUUCACCCGAAUUCUCUCUCCACCGCUCUGAUUUCUCUCCUCCCGACACAGGAGAUGAGCAAACUGGUGGUGGAAGUAGUGGACGCGAGCGAUCUGAAGCCCAAAGACGGACAAGGAUCCGCCAGUCCAUUCGCCGAAGUCGAUUUUGACGACCAGCGUCAGAGGACGCAGACGCGGCACAAGGAUCUCAACCCUCAGUGGCACGAGAAGCUUGUCUUCCAUGUCCCCGACCCCACCGCUCUUGAGCUUGCAAGCCUCUCUCUCUCUCGCCGCUGCUUCCAAAAGCAGCAAAUGCUCAAGUUCCUCGGCCGUGUCAGGAUAUCCGGCGUGUCUGUUCCCUUGUCUGAAUCCGAGGCCACCGUCCAGAGAUACCCGCUCGACAAACGCGGCCUUUUCUCCCACAUCAAAGGCGAUAUCGCCCUCAGAAUCUAUGCUCUGCCUCUCGACGACUCCAAUUUUGCUCCGCCCACGCCCCAGGAGGAACCGGCCGAGGUGACGAAGAACUAUGAAAGUUAUGAAACCCCGUUUGUGGAAAUCGAUGGAAACGCUAAAGCCGAAGAAGUUCACACGGAGAAGAAGCCGAAAAAGAAGGAAAAGGAAGCGAGGACGUUCCACUCCAUCGGCACGGCCGCGGCGGCUCCUCCUCCGGCGAUUCCGCCAACGGAGUUCAGGGCGGAUUUCAUGCGGGCGCCGGGCCCUCCGCCGACGGCCGUAAUGCAGAUGCCAGUCCCGAGACAGAACCCGGAUUUCCAACUAGUGGAGACGAGCCCUCCUCUGGCGGCGAGAAUGAGACAAGCGAACUACUUCCGAAGCGGAGACAAGACAGCGAGCACGUACGACCUGGUCGAGCAGAUGCAUUACCUCUACGUGAACGUUGUGAAAGCCCGAGACCUUCCCGUGAUGGAUGUCUCCGGCAGUCUCGACCCUUACGUGGAAGUGAAGCUCGGCAACUACAAAGGAGUGACUAAACACUUGGAGAAGAACCAGAAUCCUGUCUGGAAACAGAUUUUCGCUUUCACCAAAGACAGAUUACAAUCAAAUCUGCUUGAGAUCACCUUGAAAGACAAGGACGUUUUGACAAAAGACGAUUUCGUGGGAAGAGUCCUCAUCGAUCUCUCGGAAGUUCCUCUUAGGGUUCCUCCCGACAGUCCUCUGGCUCCACAGUGGUACAAGCUCGAGGACAAGAAAGGCAUGAAGACCAACAAAGGGGAGAUAAUGUUGGCUGUAUGGAUGGGGACACAGGCCGAUGAGUCUUUUCCCGAGGCUUGGCACUCGGACGCUCAUCGAGUGAGCCACUCGAACCUCGCCAAUACAAGGUCUCAGGUUUACUUCUCGCCCAAGCUGUAUUACCUGAGGGUGCACAUAAUAGAGGCUCAGGAUCUCGUGCCGUCUGAAAAGGGCCGAGCACCAGAUGCAGUGGUCAAGGUGCAGGCGGGCAAUCAGAUGAGAGCCACGAGGACUGCUCAGAUGCGGACAGUGAAUCCACAGUGGCACGAUGAACUCAUGUUUGUUGUGUCUGAACCGUUUGAGGACAUGAUUGUCAUCUCGGUGGACGAUAGAGUCGGUCCAGGGAAAGAUGAGAUACUCGGGAGGGUGUUCAUACCCGUUAGAGAUGUCACGGUGAGGCACGAGACAAGCAAAAUGCCAGAGCCACGGUGGUUGAAUCUUCAGAAACCGUCUCUAGCGAUGGAGGAAGAGACUGAGAAGAAAAAGGAGAAAUUCUCCAGCAAGAUCCUCGUAAGGCUCUGUUUAGAAGCAGGGUACCACGUUCUUGAUGAAUCCACACACUUCAGCAGCGAUCUUCAGCCAUCUUCAAAGCAUCUAAGGAAGCCAAGUAUCGGAAUUUUGGAGCUCGGUAUUCUCAGCGCUAGGAACUUGAUGCCGAUGAAAGGCAAAGAAGGGACGUCAACCGACGCAUACUGCGUGGCCAAAUAUGGCAACAAAUGGGUGAGGACGAGGACUCUUCUCGACUCACUAGCUCCCAGAUGGAAUGAGCAGUACACAUGGGAGGUCUUUGACCCAUGUACUGUCAUAACAAUUGGCGUCUUCGACAAUGCUCACAUCAAUGGUGGUGGUGAUGUCAGAGACCAAAGGAUCGGGAAGGUGAGAGUCCGGCUGUCUACUUUGGAAACCGACAGGGUCUACACACAUUUCUACCCAUUGCUGGUCCUUACACCGUCUGGUCUAAAAAAGAAUGGAGAGCUUCAGUUGGCUCUGAGGUUCACCUGCACGGCAUGGGUGAACAUGGUGGCACAGUACAGAAAACCAUUGUUGCCGAAGAUGCAUUACGUUCAACCAAUACCCGUCAGGCACAUCGACUCGUUGAGGCACCAGGCAAUGCAGAUAGUUGCAUCGAGGCUGGCAAGGGCCGAGCCACCUCUGAGGCGUGAGGUCGUGGAGUACAUGCUUGACGUCGACUACCAUAUGUUCAGUCUCAGGAGAAGCAAAGCCAAUUUCACCAGGAUUAUGUCGCUAGUCUCAUCUGUCACUCUGGUCUGCAAGUGGUUCAACGAUAUCUGCACAUGGAGAAACCCGAUCACGACGUGUCUGGUUCACGUCCUGUUCUUGAUCCUGGUCUGUUAUCCAGAACUAAUCUUGCCUACGAUCUUCCUCUACCUCUUUGUGAUUGGAAUGUGGAAUUAUCGGCUCAGGCCGAGACACCCUCCUCACAUGGAUGCACGUCUGUCCCAAGCCGACCACGCUCAUCCAGACGAGUUAGAUGAGGAGUUUGACACAUUCCCAACCGGUAAACCCUCGGAUGUUGUCAGAUAUAGGUAUGACAGGCUGAGGAGCGUAGCGGGGAGGGUCCAGACAGUGGUGGGAGACCUCGCAACGCAGGGGGAGAGAGCUCAGGCGCUGCUGAGUUGGAGAGACCCGAGAGGCACAGCUAUAUUCAUAGUCUUCUCGCUGAUCUGGGCGGUGUUUAUUUAUGUCACACCGUUCCAGGUGAUAGCAAUCCUGGUGGGGUUGUACAUGCUGCGUCAUCCAAGGUUCAGGAGCAAGAUGCCUUCAGUACCAGUCAAUUUCUUCAAGAGAUUACCAGCCAAGUCAGAUAUGCUGCUGUAAGGAAAAAAGAGUGAAAUUCAUCUCAGUAAAUAAAACGUCACUGUAAUUGAUUGUAGUGUAUCAGAGAGGAGAUUUGUAGAGGGAAAAAGAGUGAAAUCCAUACACUGCAGCGCCAGUGGUGGGGGCUGAUGCCUCACACCCACUUGUUCACAGUGAAAUAAAUAACAAGGCCCAUUCUUUUUCAGCACGAA